AGAGGGCGUAGCAUUGAGUGAAGGAGAGUCGGCCACGCGCUGUUUUUUUUGCACAUAAAAUCCGAUUGUGCUUGAUAAUUUUGUUCCGUAGUUAUUUCUAAAAUUUGCCUUGACUUUGAUCUGUGAAGUUUCAAAAAAAUUAAUUUAUUGACAUUGUUUUGUAUCCCUGUUCCGAUUACAAUCACGAAAUGAGUUCCGCUGAAGAUGGAGAGGUGGCUGCCCCGGCGCCAGAAGAGGUGCCUGUUGGGAAUCCUGAUGAACUCACUAAAAAUCCAGAGGCACUGAAAGAGGCUCAUGAGGAGAUGGCAUCGAUGGAUGUCUUAGUGUGUGGUCAGUGCCACACAGCCUACCACUUUGUUGAGGAGUUCAAGGAACACAAAGACGGAAGCAACUGCACUGGCAAAUCACCUGUGAGAGAUAGUAACGAAAGCAAAGCCCAAGUAUGGGCGUUCCUCCUAUGGAAGUGCUCAUCAGCCCGCGAGAACAAAGAUGUGAAUACAGAGAACAGCUGGAAGCUGUACCAGCAGUGGUGCCGCAUGCCCGAGGCGCACCGCACCGCGUGGAUCACCGCUGGGACUAAUGUGCAGGCGUUGUCCAAGUUCGCUCAUGCUAAAGUGACGGAGAUUAAGACUGAUGACCAGCAAGUGCCGGUGCAGUCCCCCACCACACAGGAGGUGAAGAAAGGCAGAGGCAGACCCAGGAAGUUCCCCAGAGUGGAGGAUUCAGAAACUCAGCCGUCUGGUGAAGAGAGCGAUGGCCUCAGUAAAUUCAGUCCUAAGAAGCCUCCUGCCAUCAUGCGGGUGCCCGCCGCGGCCGCUAACAAAGCAAAGCAGGACCUCCUAGACAAGGACUCAGUCCGCAACGCACAAGAACGAGUCCCGCCUGAAGACCGCAUCGCGCGGCGCACCGAAGCCGGCGGCGACCCGGCCGAGGCGGGGCAGUUCGUGGUGGAGAAGAUCCUGGCCAAGCGGUUCAACCCGCGCCGCAAGCAGUACGAGUACCUGCUCAAGUGGGAGGGAUAUCCGCAUGACCAGAACACCUGGGAGCCGGUAGAGAACAUGGAGACCUGCAAGCACCUUCUAGAGGCGUUCGAGAAGCAGCUGGCGAGACAGAAGGAGCUGAAGGCGCUGAGAGCUCAACAGCAGCAACAAGCGCCAGUGCAAGUUACUGCUGAUUACAGGACUAAGCCAAAACUUGUGGGAACUCCGCAAUUCAAGCAAGUUAAGAAACAAGUAGACACACCAGCGCUUACGCCAACUGGUCGUCUCCAACGCUCGAGCAAAGUCAAGGCCCUGGACCAGGUGAAGGCGUGGUGCGGCGCCACGGACGACGAGCCCGCCGCCAAGCGAGUCAAGAAGGAGUCCAGUGAUGAGGACUUCUCCGAUACGUCGAGUUAUAAAGACGAGGCCAUUCGGCUGCACAAGGGCGACCGGAAGGUGAACGGCGCGUCGCCCAAGUCGCAGCUCGACCCAGAGCUGGUCAAGUCGCUCGGGCUGGCCGGCAAGGGCAUGCCCAACAUCAAGGGCGUCAUCAAGGUCGACCCGAAACACAUGCCCAAUCUUACUACCGGUGUGUACAUAAUGUCGAAGAGCUCCGGGAUCAUGAAGAUUGACUCUCCGGGGAAGCUCGGCCCCGGACUGAACAUCGACCAGGACGUCAUCCGCAAACAGAUCCUAGCUGCUAAACAGAAAAAAAUGGAGGAAGUCAAGAAGACUCCCACACCCAAAACACCGAUACAGCAGAUAAAGAAGACAAUAAACGCGGGCGGCCAACAAGUGACAGAGAAGACGAUCAUCACUCCGUCGGGACAGAAGAUCAUCCAGCGCACCAUCCAGCGCACGCCCGUGCCCGACACCAAGUCGCCUGUCAACCUGCUCAACAAGAGACUGGCUCAGGGCGAGAACAGCCUGCUCCGUCGCGGCGGUGGCUCGGGGCGCGGGCGCGGGCGCGGCGGCACCUACACCGUGGCCACGUCCGCCGGCAACAUCGUGCGGGUCAGGGAGAAGAGCAUCACACAGGAGUUCGAACCUUGGUCCGAAGCCUCCUCGGACACAUCCGACGGCAUCGAGGACCCGUUCCCGAAGGACCUGCCUCCCAUCCCGUCGCCUUCACCAGAGCGCGAGCUGACCAUCUGCCCGGAGACGGGGCGGCGCCUGGCCAGGGCGGAGGGCGAGCCCACGCCGCCGCCCACGCCCUCGCCGCCGCCCACGCCGCCGCCCGCCGAGCCCGUGCUUAUGAAGGUGGAGAUGUCCCCGGGCGGUACGACGGGCAUGCUGGUGCAGGGCGACGGCGCGCAGCCCUCGCUGCCCGUGCUCACGGAUGAAGACGCGCUAUACUACCAGCAGGGCGAGGUGAAGGUGGAAGCCGGCAGCAUGAAGCAGCUACUAGAACAAGGCGUGCACUCGGAGGCACACGAGCACCCGCCCAUCAUGAUCCGCGGGGAGGACGGCGUGCUCUACCAAGUGGCCGGAGAGAACGAGGACGGGCAGACGCUGCUAGUCGCCGCGGAGGGGGUUGAGGGGGUGGAGGGCGCGGAGGGGGGCGAGGGCGCCGUGGCCACGGACAGCGACGGCGUUAUGUAUGUCACCAGGGAGGAUGGACAGCAGGAGAUGGUAUCCCUCGACGGGGCCGCCCUGGCCGCGCUCAUGCCGGGCGCCGCGCAGCCGCUGCAGCAGGUCGCCGUGCAGGUGGAGGGCGAGCCGGGCGAGGACGCCGCGCAGGUCAUCGCGCAGAUCGUGCAGACCGACCUGCCCUCGCCGGGCGGCACUCGGCGCGUAGUGUUGCUGCUUCCCGACGGCUCGCUCACAAUGACGGAGUUAGACAAGGAACAGUACGAGUCCAUAACCGAGGCCGGGAAACAGGAGUAAACCCACUGCAGCGGCUAGAGAUAACGUAGCAGGAGUAGUCACCCCGCGGUAACAAAACAUGUUGAGUUUUGACUGCGUGAUAUUAAGCUAAGGUGUCGGGUCAAUGAGCUCUCGCCCGCACCUAAAUAUUUUGAUUUGAAUGUUGUUUCUAAACAAGUAUUUGCUUACCAAGAUACCAUCGUGGACAGAUAUUUUUAUUAAUGUCUUGAAUGUUAUUUUGGUAAGCAAGUGAUAAAUGAACUUUUAGGGCCGUAUCCAGCAGGAAUAUACCUACAAGAUAGCAGUGAGUGAGCAAAAUAUACUUCAUUACUUUCUGGGGGAUAUUUUCCUCAAUAAUCUCUGGUGGAUGUGUCCCUAUCCAAAGUAUAAUGAAGUAAGAACAAGAUGUUAAGAUUUAUAAACGGAUAUCCUUCAAAUAUUCAGAAACGAUCAUGAAUAUGCUUUGCAUUUCAUUGAAAUAUUUAUUAAAUAUACAUUCUUUUCAUUUAAAUAAGAAUUUAUUCCGAAGAAAAUUGUGUACGUAAUUAUUAGUUGCAAGCAUUGCACAUUUUAAUUUACUUCUAAGAAAUUUUACUUGUUUAGGUAGGUAGGUACAACAUGAAUAAGAUGGUUUUUCAUCUUUAUGUCGACAAAGUGUGCCUAAUUUAUUUAGACUCAUUGUUUAAAUUGUGUUUGAAACCAUUUUAUAAGAAGCGUGUGAAUAUUCGUGACAUUUUAUGUUCGUAUUAUCAUAUUUCCAUUUAAUUUUCAACUAGGGAGUUAAGCUGGACUGAGGAAGUAGAUAUUUUAAAUAACUUAUCUUGCACAUCGCAACGUAUCAUAAAACUUGAUAAAAUUUAAAAACGAUGGUCUUAUCAAUGUAAAUACUUACUAUUAAAUUUAUGAUUUCAUUUUCAGCAUACAUUCAUUGUAAAUAAACACAGGUUGAUAUCUUAGGGUUAUUUCCACGUGCACUGAAUAUAGAUAUUUUCAACUUAAAACUGGAUAGGAAUACUAUUACUUAUCUCAAGGCGGCUAUGUAUGUAUGUUCGCUAUCCGUAAGAAAUUGGCUUUUGACUCGGACUCCUCCAUUUCCACCAAUUUUUGUUUGUGGAUAUUUUUACAUAAUAUUAGGCUAGUGUAAAAUAUUAUAAUUCCUAAUUUUAUUUGAGGUAGGGACUUUAAGAAAUAAACUAUUUGAAAGAAA
This is a messenger RNA of Plutella xylostella (diamondback moth), 4053 nucleotides long. RefSeq names its product chromodomain-containing protein chromator (gene Chro). Lineage: Eukaryota; Metazoa; Arthropoda; Insecta; Lepidoptera; Plutellidae. The record is from RefSeq and is a predicted model, not a curated record.